AUGUCCGGAUGCCUGAAUCUCGCGGUAUAUGCCGGUCUCGCUCAAUUCACGCACAGCAUCAACAUUAGUGGCAACAACAGACGUGGAUGGACGACCUUCACGGAAUUUGUCACAAAGAAAGGAAUUAUCGGAGCCAUAGAUGGAUCUCACAUUCAUAUAUUAAAACCGAAAAAUAACCCAAAUUCUUAUUGCAAUAGAAAAAAUUAUCAUUCUAUUUUUUAUACAGGAGAGCCAGGAUCUAUUCAUGACAUGAGGCUAUUCAGAAAAUCUAAUUUAUAUGAAAGAAUAAAGAACACAUCAAUUGAUUUUCUCGAAGAUAGUCAUCUAGAUCUGGCUUAUAAGUUAUCUCCACAUUUAUUAAUUGGCUUUAAAAAUAUUGGGACAUUAACUAACAGAGAGAAAAAUUUUAAUAUGAAAUUAUCACAAUGUCGAGAUUUACCUGAAGAAUUUGUAGAUGAGAUAGAAUUAAGAUCUGCAAGGGAAGAAAAUGAAUUUCCGUGGGAAUCUCACACGAGCGAUUCCACGGACUUGCCAGAUCAUGAUACCUUGAUGGACUUUAUUAUCAAGCGAACUCUGACUCUCAAGGUCACAAAACCAAAGGUCACCAAGGUCUUCGAAGAUCCAUUGCGAAUCGCGAAAUCGCACUUCACUAAACGUGUAGCCGACGUUCCUAGCUAUGUUCUGUGCAAAAGUCGGCAUAAUGCGAGACGUCACACGCUCCUACGUGAAGUGUACAUUACUGCGAAGCCCGCCGACGUAAGCGCGUUGACCGCUGUAUAUCAAGACGACGAAUGCAAGGCUAUUCUACUCGCUAUCGCGAGAAUUACUGUCGAUGAUCGUCACGGGGAUCCAUACCCGGUUAAAGACUUAAUCAAGGAUCGGAAGUAUCUCCGAGGCGCUAGUCCAGCGCUUACGUCUGCCGCGAUCCCGCGCAGCAAUCUCAAUUUUCGAAAUCGAUGGUUCACCUUCGAUGGACUCCCUGUCGCGGAAAGAUGUCUCUCAGUCUUACCUCCAGGAUCAAUGGAGCUCGAGUUACCGCUGUCGCUUUUAUCUUGCCACGUCUUUCGCUGUAUUAAGGAGCAACUACAACAUGCAAGACUACAUGGCCUCAUUGAAGGUCUCCAGCUGACUGAUCCGCAAUUCUCGGCCGCCGAUCCCAUCGAGCUGUUAGUCACGGAAGUGUGCUCUAUUAUUUUACAAGAGAGCCUUAGAAAGGACGAUCCGCACAUUCCUGUCGCUCAGUACACUCUGCUUGGAUGGAUUCUCUCGGGAGGCUGCGGAGAAUCUCUCAAUGACUCCACAUCGCUCCUUCCAGUGCACCGUCGACCACGAGCUGACCACGCUUGUGCAAUGUUUUUAGGAGCGGGAAAAGGAAUCUUCAACCUUAGUGCCUCACCACGCCAGAAGAACAACGAUGCGAGAAAAUCUUUGUUCGAACUCACAGCUGCAUAG
This is a messenger RNA of Acromyrmex echinatior (Panamanian leafcutter ant), 1452 nucleotides long. RefSeq lists its product as uncharacterized. NCBI's taxonomy places the organism in Eukaryota, Metazoa, Arthropoda, Insecta, Hymenoptera, Formicidae. The record is from RefSeq and is a predicted model, not a curated record.